UCUUCGAGUUAGUUACAGUGGAGAAGCGUACUCGAGACUUUAGAAGACUCGACAGAAAUCUGGACAAAAUGUCGAUGACUGGGAGCUUAAUGGGAUACGAAAACAAUAACGAUGUGAACCAGGCCAAGUGUAAAAAGCCGUUGAAGCCGCUGCCGGUUGUAUCGAGUAUAAGCUCCGGUGGUGUUACCACGACCACGGGCAAGUCGAAGAGGGCACGAAAAUCUACGAGGAAAGAAUCAUGUAUACGCGGUCAUGUGAACAGCCUCUGGUCCGUCUGGUACGGCAUCGUUGCUGUCGCUUUUCAAGCGUACAUAGCAAUGAGAUACGCCAGACGAUUCGCCGCUUACUUGUCAUUACCAUGGCCAGCGGACGCGCCACCUCCUAAAAUUGAAUUGUAUGCCUGCCUGGUGCUAGCCGGCACCGGAGUUGUUCUACUUCCGGUGCUACUUGGUGCGGCGUUCUUGAAACUCGGUAAUCUAGCAAACGAUGGAAUAAAAUUAGGUCGACAUUUGAGUGCUUGUUCGCGCGACCCUCCAUCUUCGCUUCUCACUAAUAAUCCUGAUAAUAGUCUGGUGAAUAAUUUAUGGAGACACGGUGGCCCUACAGCGACCUUCGUGCAUCUCUGCACGGCCAUGUGCUUCCUCCUACCCUCUCUGCUCAUGGAAGCGAGGCUAAUACACGCUGGAUUUCUGCCAAAAGAUACCAUAUGGAGGACCGAUUUGGACUGGAUGGUGAUACAUCGCGAUCGCUUAGUGUUACUAAGUUUUAUGAAUCCGAUCGGCAACUUGAGUACUGGUUCAGUAACUUCUCAAUCUUUUAUAACUCCAGAUGAUGAUAUUAAUGAGAACCUCGAUGAAUUAACCACUCCAAUACCUACAACAAACAUGGUGCUUCCCGAUGCUGUAGAGGCUCGUAUCGAGACAACUACUAGAUUCUUAACCGUUCUUCAUCCAAUCACAGAUCCACCUUUAUCCUACACUACUUCGAUCCCUAGUACGAUCCCCAGCAAGUCUACGACGAACGCUGAAACGACUUCAACAACUCUAAAAACGAUAUCGCUCCCAAAAAACAGUACUGCAAGACGUCCAACCGCAAGACCCAUCACUAGGAACGCAAGUUCGAAAGGUAGAUCGAAGGCAAAGAAUUUUAUGAGGUUAUCCACCACGGCUAAACCUGCCAGAGUCGUCGAAGGAAACAUGACGGCUCAAAGUAUGUCGUUAACAAUGAACAGUCUGGCUGAUCUUGAUCAUCCCGAAAACUUGAAUCUGGAACUUCAAACAGCCGAGUCAUACGGUCCGAUUACUCUAGAAUAUCUCAAUUACGCCACCGCGCUCGGCGUCUAUUCAGUAAGAUACCCCGCCGUCUUCUGGUCAUGCAACAAAGCAUUGGGCACGAUUUUCAGUCUGCAGUUGGUCGUAAAUUCAGCGCAGAGUCUGCUGGCUUACGCUGGAAUGUCCGUCCUUUACAAGGUUCAGGUGGUAGGUGCCUUGAAGGUCUUGCCGCAUCUUCGGCAUCGCACCGUGCCGACAACCAGUACAAUUUCGACAAUAUUUGGAGAUUCUUACUUUCUACUAGAUCCUCCAGUAACUCUCGUGCUCUUUGCUCUCUUGUCCUUUUUAGUGCUCUGCUCCAGCAUGGUCAUGUACUUCUACGCUCAUGGCAGGUUUACGGCGUUCUUGAAUCAGGAACGUGAACGUCGCGUGAUCCUGUCGAAGGAUAGCCGCGAGGGCAACGGUUGGGUCUAUCUACCUCAUUGCGCCGCGUUCGUCGUGUUCCUGGCAAUCGUGAUCUGCGGUGCGCCGUUGCUCUAUGAUUUCACGGUGGUGUAUCGCGGUAGCCUGGACGGUGCCAUUCUUGCCUGUAUCGUCGGUAUGAUCCUGCAUCUUCUCCUCUGGCUGCUACUCUGGAUAUUCCUCACCAUCAAGCAACGAUGGACGUUCAAGUUGCGCGUGACCAUCGGACGCGCCACUGUGAGGUCCGCGAGGUCGGUCAAACUUGUGACCGACGUCGACUUACUCUCGGCGAGGGACGACGACGAUGGCACCAACGCGCCGUUGCUCGUCGUCGGUAACGGCAGGACUUACACUAUCGCCGACAGUUCGCCAAAGAGAGCCAUCAUGAGUGUAAUACAGAAGGCCGCCAUAGAGAGAAAAGCGCGAUCGCAAGGUGGAAACGUCGAUGGAGUCGACGGCGAAUCGACAGCUGACGGUGAUGAGCAGAUCUACUGGCUUAGACCGAAAUUACGUCCCUCGCCUACACAAUCCCCGAGCGACACCAGUGGUGCACCGACGUCCGAUAAGGGCUGGCUGAACAAGAAGCUCAAGCAUAAGGUCACCUUUAACGACCUGCCUAGUACGUCAGGCUCGCGUAAUAAGGGAAAAGCCAGACGAGGCGUCGCUGACGGCGGGCCUGACGAUGACGGAGAUUACGCCACGUUACGCGAAUUACCGUUAAUCACCUCGCUGGAUCCUGCCGAUGAUUCUACCUCUGAAGAAAAUAAGUUGCUCGAGUGCGUGAACGACGAUCAAGUGACUUACUACGCGAGUGCGAGUCGCGAUCUACAACCGUCGGAAGGUGAUCCUUCGCCUCUUCUGACCCCAGAUCCUCUACCCGAUCCCGCAGAAGAACCGCUUCCAUUGCCACCCCCGACUCCAACAUCCGCACCAACUACCGAUAUUGUCACGGCGCCAUUAACUACAAAUGCCCAGAUGAACGGCGGGCAGACGCCGCGAUGCCUGCGCCGUGCGGAUUCGGGGAUGCCGCAUGAUGAGUUGACACCACGCUCGGACUCCUCGAACUCGCCACCCUUGGACACGGUAGGCAGUGGUGGUGGUGCCGGUUCGGUAACCGGUCACAGCAACACCAGUAGCAACAGCGAAACGUCGAGCGGCGUGCACAGUAACGCAAGUAACGCCAGCAACGCCAGCCACAGUAGCUCCCAGCGUCGGGCGACCAGCGUGGACGACCUAACCGGAGAGCCGCGCGAGGAGCCGCGCGAGCAAUGGCGCAGCUGCUCCCUUCAGCGUGGUACACAGCCACCCUCAGCGAAUAUGACGUUCUCACCGCCCAACAGUCGCCCUGGCACCAGUCAAUCCUUCUCCUCGCCGCAAUACGUAAACCAUGUGCCGCCGUACAGUAAUGCUGUUAACGAGAUUGGCUCCGGCUGUCCGGCAGUCAUCCUGGAGAACCCAAAUGAGGCGACGGUCGUGAUCCGUCGCAAGCUCUCGAGAACGAAGCUCACGGAUCCGUUGAAUCCGAAUGAGGAACCGUUUGGUCGAUCCACCAAUAUGAGGAUGACUUCCUUCACCGAGAGCAACGAUAUUCGCAUACAGGCCUCCUCGGCAACUUUGCCGCAUUAUCCUACACAGCCUAUCGUCACCUAUCCUCACUGCUCCACGAUGCCGCUGCCGCAUGCGUCCCAUAGUGUGGCCACGGCGAACAUGAGCGGUGGCUCCACCGGCAGCUGCGGAUCCGUGCCAAGGCACACCUUCGUGCCUCCGCAGGUCCACUCCACUAUGCCAGCACAUACGACUCUUCCGUCGCAUCAUAAUGGCGUCAGGCUGCUCCACGCUAACGUCGUUGGCCCUAACAAUCCCUUCGUCAAGAGAUUCCCGCCGGUGCAGUUGCAUACUCAACCCUGGGCCCUGCCGGGCCAUCAUACCUUCCCUCAAAUACCGCAAAGCAACAACAAGCUCACGGCCACCGCGCAAAUCAGACAGAGCGAUCGAGACUCCGCGAACUUCUCCAUGGCUAGCAGCGGGGAUUCCGACACAUGUUUACCGCACUAAGACUCCAGAACUGCUGGUAGUCAUGAAUUCGAAUCGCGUUAGGUGAUAUCUGGUAUUUUCGUAAUGAUAUUUUCGUGAUGACAAAUGACAUCGGAGAGCAGUUUCCAGGCAUGGCGUACCGAUGUCACGAUUAUGAUCUCCCCAAAUGCUUAUAAAUGAAAAUGAUAGAAAUGUAAUAGGCAAAGGGUAGAGAAAAAAGAGAAAGAUACCUUUUUGCGCAAACUCGAGACAAGUAUAUCUCUAAUAUCUUGCUUUGAAAUCAAUAAAUCUCUAAGAUUC
This is a messenger RNA of Trachymyrmex septentrionalis, 4067 nucleotides long. RefSeq names its product protein tincar (gene tinc). The record is from RefSeq and is a predicted model, not a curated record. The transcript is spliced from 12 exons. Lineage: Eukaryota; Metazoa; Arthropoda; Insecta; Hymenoptera; Formicidae. Bases 69 to 3788 code for a protein of 1239 amino acids.